AUGACACAAAAGAAGAAGGAAUCAAUGAAGGACAAUUUGCGCUGGACUCCUGAGAUGGACGAAUGUUUUAUUGAUGCCUUGUUGGAAGAGACGAUGAAAGGGAAUCGUCCAGAUGGAACAUUUUCAACAUAUGCAUAUGAUAAUAUGGUGCAAACUCUUACAAACAACUUUGGUACUCACAUUACAAAGCAACAUUUGAAAAAUAGGAAGAAGACUUUAUCGCAACGAUUUGCAGAGCUUUAUGACUUAUUUCAUGGAUUGAGUGGGUUUUCAUGGAGUCCUAUCACAAAAUUGUUUGAAGCUGAUAAUCAAGUUUGGCAUGAUUUGAUUGAGAGAAAGCCAAAUGCAAGAAAGUGGAAGAAUGCACCUGUGCUACAUUAUGAUAAGUUAUAUGAAUUGUUCAGUGCGGACAGGGCAACAGGAAAAUACUCCAAAAGUGGUAAGGAAAGGGUUGCACAAUGGAACUCUAAUGUUGGGGGAACUAAUGUUGAAAGUGAAUGUAAUUUUCAAUAUGAGUCACCAAAUUCACAAGCUAACUUAGAUGAUAGCCCAUCAAAUGGGACAUCUGUGGGAACUGCAUCAGUUAGGGGGCAAAAGCGUAAGGCUUCAAUGAUUGAAUCCAUUGAAGAAAGGUGUGAAAAAAUGACUGCAGGAAUAAAAGAAUUGGUUGAUGUCAUGCGUGAUGGCAAUGUAGUUGCUGAGAGACAGGCUCAACUUGCAGAGAAGCAGGCUCAACUUGCUGAGAAGCAUGCGCAAGUUGCUGAGUGGCAAGCUCAAAUUGCUGAGAAACAAGCUCAAAUUGCUGAAAAGGGUCUUUCAAUACUUGAAAAGAGUAGGCCUCGUCAUUAUAGCGAGGGGGAAGUAUGGACUGCAAUUGAGGAAAUUGGAAUACCUGAAGAGCAGAAACUAGAAUGUUACUUCUUCUUGUGUAAUGAAGAAAGGCACAAGCUAAAUUGUUUUGGAGUUCCACCUCAUUUACGGUUGCAGACAUUGCUCAGGUUGAUGACUGAUGCUAGGAAUCAUUGA
Molecule: messenger RNA, 1026 nt
Organism: Neltuma alba
Lineage: Eukaryota; Viridiplantae; Streptophyta; Magnoliopsida; Fabales; Fabaceae
Exons: 2
Coding region: 1-1026 (341 amino acids)
Source: RefSeq, a predicted model, not a curated record